GGGGGAUUUAGGGGAGUUCAGGACGAUUUUGGGGAUGCCAAACUGGCCCAGGAGGAGCAUCGAAAGCUGCAGCGCAGGAAGGGCCCUGCCAAGCGCCGCCCCCCCUCGCCCCCCUCCCCGGAGGAGGAAGAGGAGGAGGAAGAAGAGGAGGAAGAGGAAGACGAGGAAGACGAAGACCCCGAAGCCGAGCCCGAGGGGGAGGCAGAGCCCGAGGCCAAGCUCGGGGGGGGUGAAACGGAGGCCGAGCCCCCCCCGGAGCCCCCCCCGGAGGCGCCGUACCCCCCCAGCCUGGCUGACCACGAGUACACGGCACGGCCGGGGGGGCCGGGACCCCCGCCCGGGGCUCAGCCCGGCCGAGCCCCCACCCCCAUGGCCCCGGGGGUGUUCCUGAGCCAGCGCCGGGGCCCCCCCGGAACGGCCCCCCCCAGCCACGGGAAGCGCCCCCGCAAGGGUUUGGCCACAGCCAAGCAGCGUCUGGGCCGGAUCCUCAAAAUUCACCGCAACGGGAAACUGCUGCUCUGAGGGCGGGGCCGGCCACGCCCUGCCAGGCUCCGCCCACCGCAGGCUGAACAAUGAACUAUGGGCGGGGCUGUUGCAGAAAGGGGCGGGGCCUGAGGGAACUGCACCUAUCAGAACAACGGUGUGAUCG
This is a messenger RNA of Melozone crissalis (California towhee), 649 nucleotides long. Its product is annotated as histone lysine demethylase PHF8-like. The transcript is spliced from 3 exons. The record is from RefSeq and is a predicted model, not a curated record. The annotation marks the transcript as partial. NCBI's taxonomy places the organism in Eukaryota, Metazoa, Chordata, Aves, Passeriformes, Passerellidae.